AACAAGCGAGAUGUACAUUCUCCAUUCGACAAGCUUCGAUUUGUCAUUGAAAACUAUCAUGCUGCUCAUUCGCUCACGCUAAAAGUUAGUGCAAUAUCUUUUAUAAGUAUUAUGACUAUGCGGUUCUUUAAAAGACGGGCAGUGAACUCACAGAAGCGCUGGCUAACAUAUAUUGUUUAUGUUCCCGAAAUUUUGAUUUUAGUUGCCACAACAACAAUUCUAUGUCAAAAAUUUCAUUGGAAUGAUCAAGGGUUGAGUGUUGUUGGUGAGGUUUCAGACAUGUCAGCAAAAAUUCCCCUUUUCAAUCCAUUGCCUACAAGUCACUUACAACUUGCGAAAAAGCUCAGCACCUCAGGUUUUUUAUGCGCUAUGCUUGGCUUUUUUGAGUCAACUACGGCUCUGAAGUCUUUGGGUUCUAGAUACGAUUUGCCAAUAUCAUCCAAUCGAGAACUUGUGGCGCUCGGAGCGAUAAAUUUGGUUUGUUCCAUCUUUGGAGGGCUACCUUCUUUUGGGGGAUAUGGAAGAUCAAAGAUUAAUGCUAUUUCGGCAAAAACAACCUUUUCGGGUGUUAUAAUGGGAUUAUUCUCUUUGAUCACCGCGAGCUUUGUUUCGAGACUCGUUUACUAUAUUCCUAAAUGUGUUUUGAGUGUUAUAACUUCUGUCAUUGGGGUCCUGUUAAUCUGUGAAGGGCCACAGGAAGUGAUGUUUCACUGGCGAUCACAUGGUUUUAACGAAUUGAUCACAUUUUUCAUGACAAUCGUCACAACAAUAUUCUUUUCCAUAGAGGCCGGAAUAGCAGUUGGAUUAGUAUAUCUGUUGAUAAGAGUUGUAAAGAAUUCUGCAGAGUCGAAUAUACAGAUUCUUGGACGGGUUCCAGGAACUAAUACGUUCCUAGAUGCAGACCUUACAACUGCCCUUGGCCAAUCGAUUUCAGAGCAACAGAAUUAUGAGAAACGUCCCUCUCAGUUAAACCUUUUCACAGAUCGGUUUCGACCGCUUAAUUUUCAAGCCUUAGAAGAAAUUGAAGGUUGUCUUAUUAUUAAGAUCCCAGAACCUCUCACAUUUACAAAUGCCAGUGAUCUAAGAUCUAGACUCAAAAGGUUGGAGAUGUAUGGAUCAGCAAAAGCCCAUCCCGCCCUAAAGAGGAGUCGGGAUACAUCAAUGUCAAAAUACAUGAUAUUUGAUUUGGAAGGUAUGUCUUAUAUUGACUCUUCUGCAGCUCAUAUAUUGUACCAAUCUCUAUCGCUCUACAACAAGCGCAAUAUCAAAUCUUUUUUUGUUCGAGUCAGCAAGAGCAAUAACUUGCGUAAGAGAUUGAGAGACACCGGCAUUACAGAUAUAUUGGCAGCAGAUUGCAGAUCUAUGAGCAUAGAUGAAGUGGCCAGUGGAACAGGUCCUUCGGAUGCAUCUCAGCGUAUGAGCAAUUCAAGAGAUGGUCUUACAGACACUUCUAAAACUUUUGAUAGUGUUACCAAAUCUGAUGUCAACGGGAUUGAAGCCGGGCUGAUUUAUGCAAUUAGACAGAUUGACUUAUACAAGUAAUCUUUAUCGAUGUGCUUAUCAUAAAAUUGUUGAGCCUGAGUUGAUGUUCGUGAGAGAACAUUCUUUCUCAUCAGUCUCAGAGUAUUCCAAAAAUCAGUUAACAUAAUAAUUAUAUCAAUAAAUAAUGCAGACUUUCGGCAUUUGAGGUGUGACCUAUUAACUCAUGGAUACGAUGAAUAAAAAGGCUA
This is a messenger RNA of Metschnikowia bicuspidata var. bicuspidata NRRL YB-4993, 1730 nucleotides long. RefSeq names its product SulP family inorganic anion transporter. The transcript is spliced from 2 exons. Gene Ontology annotation, cellular component: membrane. Gene Ontology annotation, molecular function: sulfate transmembrane transporter activity. The annotation marks the transcript as partial. NCBI's taxonomy places the organism in Eukaryota, Fungi, Ascomycota, Pichiomycetes, Serinales, Metschnikowiaceae. Gene Ontology annotation, biological process: transmembrane transport. The record is from RefSeq and is a predicted model, not a curated record.